AUGCGGAACGCGCCCUUUCUACAUAAAACCACUAAGAGCAUCUCCAACAGGCGCGGCAAAACAUGCGCCCGCGCGGUAAAAGCAGUUUUUCGCGCGCGCAGGUUGGUUCCGCGCGCGUCAGCGGUGGCGGGAAGUUACCGCGCGCGAGAAGCGUUUGCGCGCGCGCGGGAGAAAGCGGCACGCGGCGCGGUAGAUGUGGCGCGCCGCUUCACGCGCGCCUAUAAAGUCCCGCGCUUCGCCACGCGCACAGAACAGCCACGCGCCCUCCUCCUCGCAACCUCGUCGCUUUGCCGCUUUCUGCGCCACCACCGCGCCACCAUGCCGCCGCGCCGCUGGGGUGCUUCGGGCUUUCGCGGCGUCCGCGAGCGCCCCAACGGCUGGUACUCCGCCGAGAUACGGGCCGGCGACGUCCGGCUCGGCCUCAGGACGUUUCGGAGCGUGCGCGAAGCGGCCCGUGCGUACGACGCGGCGGCGUGGCGCUUGGAGAGGCCCCGGUUGCAGAUGAAUUUCCGGGACGUCUUCACGCGCGAGGAGGCGCAGCGCGUCGCCCCUCCGCCACGUCUCAUCACGGACAUGGACCGUGCCGACCACUCUCGGCGGCAGCGCCGUCUCCUCGUCGCCGAGGAGGACGAGCGAGCCAUGGCGGAGUGGCGCCGUCGCCACCCAGAGGACGUCGACGCCGAGCGUGCCUACUGGGCGGAGAGGACGGCAAGGCGCCGCUCGGAGCGGGCGGACCGGCGUCAGCGGAAGGCAGUGGCAAACGAGAAGUGCGACAUCGUCUCCGCAGGUGGGAGGUCGUUCUUCACCUCGGACGAUGAACGUUGGGACGACAUACAGCUCUCAACCUCGGACGACACCGACGAGAAUGAUGAUGGUGAUGGUAGCAACUUGGAGUAG
Messenger RNA from Triticum aestivum (bread wheat), 897 nucleotides. RefSeq lists its product as uncharacterized. The transcript has a single exon. Gene Ontology annotation, biological process: regulation of DNA-templated transcription. Gene Ontology annotation, molecular function: DNA-binding transcription factor activity; DNA binding. The coding region runs from base 1 to 897 and encodes 298 amino acids. NCBI's taxonomy places the organism in Eukaryota, Viridiplantae, Streptophyta, Magnoliopsida, Poales, Poaceae. The record is from RefSeq and is a predicted model, not a curated record.